Molecule: messenger RNA, 2627 nt
Organism: Macrobrachium nipponense
Lineage: Eukaryota; Metazoa; Arthropoda; Malacostraca; Decapoda; Palaemonidae
Product: protein SpAN-like
Exons: 13
Coding region: 59-2320 (753 amino acids)
Biological process (GO): proteolysis
Molecular function (GO): metalloendopeptidase activity; zinc ion binding
Source: RefSeq, a predicted model, not a curated record
CCGAAGAAGGCGGAACCUACUGUGGUCAUUAGGCUGACUGAGAGGAGAGACUUACUUCAUGGCGGGAAUACAUCUCCUUAUUGUGGUGACGGCCGUUCUCGUCUUCAGCGGCCAAGAUGUAGCAGGAGCCACCACUACGCCUAAACCAGUUGUUGUUAUUGACGGCCCCGGAGCGGGCAAUGAGGGUGACGACAUGCUGCUGCUGCCCGAGCAAAUGGGGAUGAUGCAACCGGAGCAGCGGAAGGCCAUCAGUGGGUCCUUUUACCGCUGGCCGGAAGUCAAUGGCUUUCCGGAAGUGCCCUACAAAUUCGCUGAUGCUUUGGUCAACCAAACGGCAGUGAACUUAGCCGUGGCCCACUGGGUCGAACACACUUGCCUGAAGUUCCCCGAGGUCGUCAGUUCCUACUCCAGCCACCACAUCUUCUUUCAGCGCCACGCCACCGCCUGCAACUCCUACGUCGGGAAGGUCUCCAACACCGGCCAGCCAAUCAACGUGCCCAUCUGGUGCGAACAGUCGUUCGGAAGUCUGGUGCACGAAAUCGGACACGCCAUCGGUUUCUUCCACGAGCAGUCGAGAUCCGACAGAAAUGACUACGUGAAGAUUAACACAGGCAACAUCCAAACGGCCGCUCUCAGCAAUUUCGACUUGGCCACCGACAACAACUACAGCGUCCCCUACGAUUUCAACUCCGACAUGCAUUACGACGAAAGGGCUUUCCAGAGCAACGGCCGCAUCACCAUUGCUACUUUGAACCCUCUCUACCAAGGUGUCAUAGGUCAAAGAAGCGGCCUCUCCCACAUGGACAAGCUGAUGGCUAACAGGAUGUACAACUGCGUGAGCAAGAAUCUGGCCUCUUGCAGCCUGGCCGUCGACCCUUGCCAGAACUACGGGUACAUGGGCAAAUCCUGCAGCUGUGUGUGUCCAGCUGGUACCUCGGGGACGAACUGCCAAACGCUAACUCUACCAUACAAUGAUGUGAACAUGUCGCCAUUCACACAGACCAUCACCUCAGAGGGAACAGUGACCAGCCCUAACUACCCAUCUACAACCCCGCCAGGAGAAAAAUACACCAAAUUAAUCCAGGCGCCGAGUUGUCAGCUGAUACGGUUGACCUUCAGCGAUUUCAAAGCCAUAGACAAAGCUUCGGUGAAUGGAGAGAUCAUUUGCUACUACGAAGGCCUGGAGAUCCGAAUUACCGACAUGUACGACGGUACGUGGUACUGCGGCACCGAUAUUGCCGCUGGUCAAGUCUUCACUUCCACCACCAACCAAAUGAUCCUCUUCUUCAAGACAAAUGGCGGGAAUUACAGUCCCGCCAAAUGGUCGGCCACCGUCGACUUCAUAAGCGACCCAGCCUGCGGCACAACAUCGACGCCACCGUCAACUACAACAUCGACGCCACCUUCAACCACAACAACGACGCCACCUUCAACCACAACAACGACGCCACCUUCAACCACAACAACGACGCCACCUUCGACCACAACAUCCACCCCACCUACAACCACAACAACCACCACCACAACAUCGACGCCACCUACGACCACAACAACCACCACCACAACAUCGACGCCACCUACGACCACGACAACCACCACAACACCACCCACGCCACCCGCGACCACCACUACUCCGAAGCCUGCCGUUCCUCAGUGUGGCUUCAUAGAUUACGGGACGGGACUGAAGGGUUUCUACUCGCCUAACUUCCCCGGCCGCUAUCCCAACAACGCCAUUUGCGUCCUCGAGAAUAACAGCACAAUGCCUUACCUGGCCCUCCUCUACAUCAUCAAACUGAAGCUGAGUAGAGGAGACAAACUCGUCAUAGAGCAUCCGUAUGGUCCUCCCUGCGUACUAACGGGAUCGAGGAGGAGGCCGUUUUUCAGAAAGGUUCCCUCCCACUUCCGGGCCACCUUCACCUCAGACUCCGCCUACAACAAACAGGGCUUCCUUAUCAAGUACAUAGAAACCCAAGGAAGAUGCCAUGCGUCGAUAGAUGGCACCACCCGCGGUUCUGUCGUGACUCCGGGCUACCCGAGAAAACACUGGAAGUCGACAGUCUGCGAGUGGAAGAUAACUGUGAGCCCCGGGAUGAGGGUCCGCCUGGCAAUCCGCAUCAGAAAGGUCACCUGCAACAGGAACUACGUGUCCAUCGACAAGACGCCCUACGACGUUUUCUCCUACAACCCGAGCGCGAUCCAGUCCUUCUGCGGAAGGAGGAAGAAUGUGUACGUGACUUCCGAUACGAACGUCGUGACGGUCUUCUACUUCGGGUUCAAGAGGGACCUGGGCAUAAAGGUGUCCUACUCCGAGGUGCCAUAAAAAGGGACUUUUUUUCGCCUAAUGAAACUCUUCCGACCACGUGCCUCUCAAAAGUUGUUGGAAAUUUAUUUUUUAUUUAUUCAUCAUCCGUGAAAGUUAUAUUUUUAACCUUGAACCUUAAAACAUUGAUCUGUUUUUCACUGAUGUUUGCUGAGAGUGAAAAUUGAAAGAAGGCAGGGGUCUCUUACUUUGCCCGGCAGAAAAGAUAAGUCAGAACAUGCGAUUUCGUAUCACACGGCUUAUUCUUGUAACCCUCAUGACUUAUAUAUAUUCUUAUACAGACUUCGAAAUAAAUUUUUAUUGAUUA